Messenger RNA from Colossoma macropomum (tambaqui), 427 nucleotides. Its product is annotated as chemokine-like protein TAFA-4. Bases 1 to 399 code for a protein of 132 amino acids. NCBI's taxonomy places the organism in Eukaryota, Metazoa, Chordata, Actinopteri, Characiformes, Serrasalmidae. The transcript is spliced from 4 exons. The record is from RefSeq and is a predicted model, not a curated record. Gene Ontology annotation, molecular function: receptor ligand activity.
AUGAAUGAGAAGCCGUUUCUAUGUGGACCACUGCUGCUGCUGUACAUCUGGCUCCUCUGUGCUCAGUCAGUGUCCAGCGGCAACCGAAGCUCGAGGGGCCAGCCAGGUCAGUCUGGAGUGACUCCGGGGACGUGUGAGGUGGUCGCUGCUCGUCGCUGCUGUAAUAAGAACAAGAUCGAGGAGAGGUCACAGACGGUGAAGUGCUCGUGCCUGUCUGGACAGGUGGCAGGGACGACCCAUGCCCGGCCUUCCUGUGUGGAUGCCUCUAUAGUGCGGCUGAAGUGGUGGUGUCAGAUGGAGCCGUGUUUGGAGGGUGAGGAGUGUAAAGUUCUUCCUGACCUCACUGGCUGGUCCUGCAGCUCGGGCAACAAAGUCAAAACCACUAAGGUGGCACGGUAGCAAGAUGAAGACCACAGAUGUUGAAAAG